GGCUCCCGGCACCAUGACCUCCCUGAAGAUGCUGCUCCUGGCCGCCCUCCUCCUGGGGGCUUCCCUGCAGGACACCCACGCAGCUCGAGGAGCCAAUGUGGGCCGAGAGUGCUGCCUGCAGUACUUCAAAGGGGCUAUUCCUCUCAGGAAGCUGGUGAGGUGGUACCGGACCCCAGGGGACUGUCCCAGGGAUGCCAUCGUGCUGGUGACUCUCCACGGCAGAUCCAUCUGUUCAGACCCCAAGGACGUGCAGGUGAAAAAGGCAGUCAAGCACUUGCAAAAACACCACAAAGCCACGUGACCUGGCCGCCCAGCGGUCCUGACUGCUCCCUGGACCAUCUGGAGUCUUCCCGC
This is a messenger RNA of Balaenoptera acutorostrata (minke whale), 354 nucleotides long. It is a transcript of the gene CCL17, whose product is annotated as C-C motif chemokine ligand 17. The coding region runs from base 14 to 301 and encodes 95 amino acids. NCBI's taxonomy places the organism in Eukaryota, Metazoa, Chordata, Mammalia, Artiodactyla, Balaenopteridae. Gene Ontology annotation, molecular function: CCR chemokine receptor binding; chemokine activity. The transcript has 3 exons. Gene Ontology annotation, biological process: cellular response to tumor necrosis factor; lymphocyte chemotaxis; inflammatory response. The record is from RefSeq and is a predicted model, not a curated record. Gene Ontology annotation, cellular component: extracellular region.